Molecule: messenger RNA, 787 nt
Organism: Cicer arietinum (chickpea)
Lineage: Eukaryota; Viridiplantae; Streptophyta; Magnoliopsida; Fabales; Fabaceae
Product: early nodulin-like protein 15
Cellular component (GO): plasma membrane
Molecular function (GO): electron transfer activity
Source: RefSeq, a predicted model, not a curated record
UAAUUUUCCACAAUCACCAUAAAUACAACACUCCAAAUUCCAUAACAUCUCACACUCCAAAUUCCAUUUCUCCAUCUUGUGAAAAACAAUGGCUGCUUCUUCUUCAUCAACCUCUGUGUUGCUUCUGUUUCUUCUCUUUGGCUUUGCUGCUUCAGCUAAAGAUAUCUUGCUUGGAGGAAAGACAGAUGCAUGGAAGGUUCCAUCUUCUGAAUCUGACUCACUUAACAAAUGGGCUCAAAGUGUUCGUUUCCAAGUUGGUGACCAUCUUGUUUGGAAAUAUGAGGCUGGAAAAGACUCUGUUUUGCUAGUGAGCAAAGAUGAUUAUGUUAACUGCAACAUCUCAAACCCAAUAAAAAAGUACAAUGAUGGGCAAACUAAGGUGAGAUUUGAUCAUGCUGGACCAUACUACUUCAUCAGUGGAGAAAAGGGUCAUUGUGAGAAGGGUCAGAAGCUAACUGUGGUGGUUAUGAGUCCAAGGGGAAAAAGUAUCACAGCUACUUCACCUGCACCUUCACCAGCUGAAUUUGAAGGCCCAGCUAUUGCUCCAACCAGUAGUGCAACUGUUUUGCAAAGUGGUGGUGGUGUUUUGAUGGCUAUUGGAGUGAUUGCAAUGUUGGUUUUCUGAUGUGAAUUGUCCCUAUUUUAUUUUGGAUUUUAGGCAUUAUAUUGGUUGGGUUGGUGUUAUUAGGAGACAGUCACACUGAAGUGAUUGUGUUAGUGUUAUUAUUUUUGGUUAUCAUAUCAUUCAAUUUUUAAUAUAAAGAUUAUUAAUAUUGUUAUUAUUAUA